AUGCCUGUUCAUAAGAAAUUACUUCAAUUUUUAGUUAUUGUUGUUGAUUUAAAUGCUCGAAUAGAAAAUGAAGUACGUAUAGUAAUGAUCGGGAAAACAGGAAGUGGUAAAAGUGAAACAGGUAAUAGUAUCCUUCAGAAAGAGGCUUUCGCGUCAGCAUCAAGUAGUUCAUCCUCUACGACACACUGCAGACGAGGUGAAAACAUUCACGACCUAGGAAACAAGAAAUAUAAUCUCAUUGUUGUCGAUACUCCUGGAUUAUUUGACACGGGUAUGAAAACCGUGGACGUAACCAAAGAAGUUGUUAAGUGCAUCGGAAUAACCUCCCCAGGUCCACAUGCUAUUAUUUUUGUUGUGCCGCUCGCGGUUCGUUUUACCAAAAAAGAAGAGGCGACUGCAUUGCAAUUCAUUAAUGUAUUUGGCGAAAAACUCAUGAACUACAUGGUUAUUAUUUUCAGUCAUGGAGACAAAAUAAUUGACAAAAUGAUCACAGAAAAUGAUCAACCAUUUUAUACAGACGAAAUGUACAAGAAAGCUGAGGAAGAACUGCAAAAACGAAUGGAUGAAUUGAGGAAAGAAAAUGAAAGAAUGACAGCGGUCGAUCGCCGUACAUCUGUUCGAAACGAAGUGGAAGCCGACGGCGGUAUUUUAUAG
Molecule: messenger RNA, 654 nt
Organism: Mytilus californianus (California mussel)
Lineage: Eukaryota; Metazoa; Mollusca; Bivalvia; Mytilida; Mytilidae
Product: GTPase IMAP family member 4-like
Exons: 3
Coding region: 1-654 (217 amino acids)
Molecular function (GO): GTP binding
Source: RefSeq, a predicted model, not a curated record